Danio aesculapii is the source of this 3401-nucleotide messenger RNA. RefSeq names its product actin filament associated protein 1-like 2 (gene afap1l2). Gene Ontology annotation, molecular function: SH2 domain binding; SH3 domain binding. The transcript is spliced from 20 exons. Gene Ontology annotation, biological process: positive regulation of DNA-templated transcription; regulation of interleukin-6 production; positive regulation of epidermal growth factor receptor signaling pathway. Gene Ontology annotation, cellular component: cytosol. The coding region runs from base 152 to 2824 and encodes 890 amino acids. The record is from RefSeq and is a predicted model, not a curated record. Lineage: Eukaryota; Metazoa; Chordata; Actinopteri; Cypriniformes; Danionidae.
GAGAGGAUAACAUCACAUCUCAGCACAUCACAACAGAAUCAGCCUGAGAAAUCAGGACUGUGCAGUUAAACCUGACUCAGACCGGUCUGGAUCUGAUCUACUGCAUAUAACUACAGCUGACAGGCGGGCAAGACUUCUUCGCGCGUGGAGAAUGGAUAAGCACAAAGUGCUGGAGCAGCUGUUGGAGCAGCUGCAGAAGUUUCUGAAGAUCCUGGAUGUAGAGAAGCUGAGUGGAAAUGCCAAAGUACAGAAGGGCCUUCUGAUGGAGCUGCUGCAGUCCUACAAGUCUUCCAAUGCAGGAGGAGAUGAAGAAUACAUCUACAUGAACAAGGUCAUCGUCACAUGUCAAAACCAGGACCGAACAAACAGAGACCACAGACCUGAAGCCAAUGGAGAUCCCAGUAAACCCAUUUCUGUCAAGAACCCACCUGAGCCCCCUCCUCCCAGACCAUGCAACAUGGGAAGGGAGCCCUUUCCUCUUCCUCCAGCUCCUGCUCCAGCCUCUAUGGAGAAUGAAAGUUACUAUGAAGAUCCUCAACCCUAUGACCCUAUAAGCAUCAACGAUUUUGGUUGCUUUGCCGUCAUUACAGGGCUCAGGAAGCGUGUAGAAGCUUCAAACGGUGUGGUCUAUGCUGUGAUCACUCGGGAAGACACAGAGCAGCUAAGCAGCUCAUAUGAGUCGUAUGAUGAGGAGGAGGUGACGAAGGGUAAGUCCACAGCGCAGCACCAGUGGCCUUCGCCUGAAGCCUCCAUCGAGCUGAUGAAGGACGCGCGGAUCUGUGCUUUCCUCUGGAGGAAGAAAUGGCUUGGGCAGUGGGCCAAACAGCUGUGUGUCGUCCGCGAACACCGGCUCCUGUGCUACAAAAGCUCAAAGGAUCAGACUCCUCUGCUGGAUAUCAGUCUGCUGGGCUGCAGUGUGGUGUACAAAGAGAAACAAACAAAAAGAAAAGAGCACAAGUUGAAAAUAAGUCCACUGGGUGGAGAGGCCAUCGUCCUGGGACUGCAGAGCAAGGAGCAGGCCGAACAAUGGCUCAAGGUUAUUCAGGAAAUUAGUCCGAAAAACACAACAGGAUCUGAUGUAACCGACUCUCCAACACUCAUCUGUACUAAGGGUGAGCAGAGCGAGCGUUACUCCGUGGCAUCUGAGAGCGGCAGCAGCACAGACAGUCAUGCAGAGAACCUGGAGAACAAAGAUGUCAAGAAGAAAUAUGGCAAAUUCAGUAAUCUGAUGAACAUUGGAAAAAAGAAGGUUUGCUCUUUGGAAAGUCCAGAGAAGAGUGUGGAUACAUCAGGCUACCUUAACGUCCUGGUGAACACCCAGUGGCGAAGCCGAUGGUGUUCGGUGAAGGACAGGCAGCUUUGGAUCUACAGUGACAAAGGCAAGGGCAAAGUGGCCCAGCAGCCACUGUCUCUGGAGGGGUGUAUGGUCUUGCCAGAUCCCAGUCCUGAACACCUCUACUCUUUCCGCAUACAAAUGGAUGGAGAGGAGCUCGCAACCCUAGAAGCUAAAUCCUCGGCUGAUAUGGGCCACUGGCUCGGGCUCAUACUGUCACAGACUGGCACCAAAACAGACCCAGAAGAUCUCAGCUACGACUAUGUGAACUCAGAGAGGAUAUCCAGUAUUGUCAAUGCUGCCAAGACAUCCAUGUAUCUGAUGCAAAGGAGGUACUCCGAGCCCAACACAUACACAGACAGCCCACCGUCAGACCCUCAAAACUGCGAUGACAUAUAUGAUGAUGUGCCAUCUACAGAAACUGAGCAGGAGGAGGUUCAGGAGGUUCAGAAUGGCAGCGAGGAGGGAACAGUAAAUGCUGAGGAAGAGAAUGGGAAGGACAGAGUUUAUCUGGAUCUGAUCCCGCUUCGCUCUUUCCUGCAUACUAGCUCGGGCAGGGUGUCACCACAGACGUCCAGCACCACACAGCCAGAGAUCAGUCCCUCAACCGCCCCGCAUUAUGAUGAUCUGCUAAAAGAGCCUGUAUAUGAAAGCUCAUUACCGACCAGCACAGAAAAUGGAGUCCCUCCACCUGUUGCCCCAAGAGUGGACAUAGACCCCUCCCCAGUCCCCAAUCUGCACAUCCAGCCUCAAAAAAUCAGUUUCCCCGGUCAGGAAAUCCAAAAGAAGGCCUCAUCCACCUCACCGCUACCCAAAACCCAGUCUCUUCCCCAGACAUCAGCACAAACCCCUCAGAGUCCACCAACCUCCAGAGCUAGAGCCGCCAGCACAGACAGACUUCUCGACAGACUCAAGUUCUCUCCAGCAGCAGGUCCGGGGUCAGUUGAGGUUAAAUUAGGGAAGAACAGGACAGAGGCCGACGUGCGGCGCUACACUGACGAGAGAGACCGGCUGGAGCGAGAAAGAGAGGAGGUUAAAAACACUCUGGCCACCCUGAGGAAAGACAGACGAGAGGUGAAAGACGAGCUCAGCUCCUGCCAAGACCCCACUCAGCAGGCCUCUCUGGAGGCUCAUCUGAAGCAGAUGGAAGAGACGUGUCGUGAGGCGGAGCGUCGGCGAGUGGAGGUGGAGCUCAGCCUGAUGGAGGUGAAGGAGAAUUUGAGGAAAGUGGAAUCUGGACCCUUUACACUGGGCACCACUGUGGACAGCAGUCUACUGGAAAUUUCAGUGCCCAAGUCGGCACCUGUGUCCAGCCCUGCUCCAAAUACACCCAACAACACCAACACCAACACCCCCGUCUGCCCCAACAACGGAGAUUCACCUGUCAACUCAGCCACAGCCCUGAAGAACAGACCCCUGUCCGUCAUGGCACCCAGCAAAGGAAAUGUUUUACAGAAGGCCAAGGAAUGGGAGAAAAAAUCCACAACCUAGUGAAUGGAAACACUGAGCACAAAUGGACUUUUUAGGAAAAGCUCAAAGGACUGCUAAGCAAACGCUUCAAGGAGGGCGGGUGAGAAAGGGGGGUGUGGCCAAUGACCUGCAGGCCCCGCCCCUCUGAAACAGCACCUUCCACUCAUUCCUGCUUUUCUGCAAUCGGAGGCUGAGAUGGUACUAUGUACAUGCAGGCAGCUCAUCCAAGACUGUACUUUCUGUUCCCUGCCAAAAAAAAAAAGCGCCACUGGACAAUUCAGAUUUAAAUCAAGACAUUCUUAGGUAAAGGGAAGGAAGGGAAUAAUUGACAUUUUUUCAGUGGCGUGUACAUUAUUUGACGGAUACAUUGCAAGCUUGUAAAGUGACCAAAAAGACGACUUCGAGGACCACUAUUUUUAAGAUUCAAACCUUCAAUCAGACAAUUGGUACAUUGUAGCUUGGUUCAUGUAUGCUGGUAACCAAGAUGUGAAUAUAUAUACAUAAAUUACAUAUCCGUUCAGUGUUUUUUGGAUUUGUUACUGUACGCUAGCUGAAAAAAUGCACUUUUUAUUCAAAUAAAAGUUUGUACUGACAAAAA